Monomorium pharaonis (pharaoh ant) is the source of this 2202-nucleotide messenger RNA. RefSeq names its product cuticle protein 64. Bases 1066 to 1719 code for a protein of 217 amino acids. The record is from RefSeq and is a predicted model, not a curated record. The transcript has 3 exons. NCBI's taxonomy places the organism in Eukaryota, Metazoa, Arthropoda, Insecta, Hymenoptera, Formicidae.
AUAAAAAAUAUAUAAUAACGUAAUAAAUCUAUUUAAUAUAUUACACAUAAAUUUAAAUUUCACCUUUUGUGUAAAUAAAACUGCCUUGAUUCACACGACUUACAACAUAAUUUUGCUCGCAGACAUUUAUUGCCCAUAGUUAGUCAAGAAAUAAUCUCAUUAUUUAUUUCUCAUUCGCGUAGGAUUUCAAUUAUGGAAUCGGGCGAGCGCGCAAUUGCACAACCAGAUGAUUGAGAGAACACCCGGUGUGAUCACGAUCGCAAAAUAAAGAUCAACAAAGAUUAAAUCGGAGCCUUAAUUAGCUGUACUGUGCUGCACAAAAGCCCUUUUAAUGCUAUUUAUGCUAUUAUACAGUUCGAACAGAAUAAAAUUUGUAACAAAAGUAAUACAAAAUGUUUGUUAAUCGGAAAUUUAUCUAAAAAUGACAUAAACUUUUUAGUAUAAAUAGUUAUAGUACAAUAAUAAUUUAAAUUUUUUUAUUUAAUGGUAAGAAUUUUGUUUUUAUAAUUACAUAUAAAAAAUUUGAAGUAAAAGUGUAAAAAAAGUAAAAUUAAGCACAUGAGGUAUACACUGAGGAAGAAAGUUAUUAAUUUGAUUAAAUUUUUUAACUUAAUUAAAUUUCUUUAAUUCAACUAUUUGUGUAUUUCAAUCAAAUAUAUAAAUACUUAAAUUAAAGUUCAAGUAUUUUAUGUAUUUAAAUUAAUUGCAUACUUUACAUAAGUUAAGCUUCAAACUUUUCUACGGUUUUCUCACAAGCCACGUAAAAAAAAAAAAACUUAACGCUAUGAAUUUCGACUCGUGCGAGGUGGUGGAUUUGCGCAAGAGUCUUCCUUACGAGCGAUGAGAAGAGUCGCGCGGGUGCGAGUUUUUCGGCGGUCCCCUACUCGCGGGACCCGGUUUCGGUUUCUUUUCACCUAACCGCGUUUCGGCAGUGGGCCCGGUUGCCCACUACCUCGCUCUCCACGCCGUCUCUCCUUCAGGGUUUAUCGUAUAAAAGCAGGGGGAUCUUCAUCGUACUCAUCAGUCGCAAACACGACGAACCGAAUCCGAAACUCGUGCAGCAUCAUGAACGCCAAGGUGAUAGUGCUCUUCGCCCUGGUGGCGCUCGCUUUCGCCGAAGAGACAAAGAGCGACAAGACAAACCCAGCGGAGACCACGAAGAAGGAUAAGCGAGGCCUUUACGGAGCCUUGGGCUACGGCUACGGUCUCGGCUAUGGUCUCGGUGGAUUGAGCACGUACUCCUCCCUUCCGGUUGGCUUGAGCCACGGUAUCUCUACCGUCUUGACGAAGGAAGUUGCUGUACCCGUGCCCCAACCGGUCGCCGUGCCCGUCGAGAAACACGUCCCAGUCCCAGUUAAGGUGCCAUACGCCGUGCCAGUCGACCGCCCGUAUCCCGUUCAAGUGCCGAAACCCUACCCAGUUGAGGUGACCAAGCACGUUCCUGUCCCGGUAGACCGUCCCGUGCCCGUUCCCGCCCCGUAUGCCGUCAAGGUUCCAGUACCCGCCCCGUACGCCGUCAAAGUGCCCCAGCCCUACGCCGUCCCCGUCGUCAAACACGUGCCGGUGCCGGUCGAGCAGCCGGUCCUCUACACCAAAUUGCACUCUGGUAUCGGAGGUUACUACAACGGAUACAGCGGCUACGGUGGAUACAACGGAUACAACGGAUACAGCGGAUACAGCGGAUACAGCGGCUAUCCUUAUGGAUACUCCUCCUGGUAAAAUGGCAAUUCCGUGAGCGACGCUCUCCGUCAUCAGCGCGAGGCAACCACUCGGGCCGCGUGGGUCUUUCAGAGCUUUCAAGUGAAUCACCUUAUUUAGGAAUGCGCCCGCAAAGAAACAGAUACGCAUAGAUAUAUAUUAAUGUAACGUUAAUGUAUAUUCUUCUUCGUUCCGUUGAUGAGUGCGGUUAAAGUGAAUACCUCUCGUUUUGGAAAAAUUGAGGAACAAUUUCGCGGGUCUCUCGCGUGGGAUUCUUUCGGACAUUUUUACGACGGGGAGAUAAGAGGAGAGAGAACAAGUGGCUGGAAGAGAAGAGCGUCCUCUGACUUUUGAAUGAAGAAGAAAAACGAAAAGACAUUUUUGCGGAGGGAAAAGAAUCGAGUGGUGCUCGCGAUCAUCAAAUGUGACUACUUAGACCUACGUUUCUACCUGUAACUUCAUUAUGCUGACUGUUCAUCAUUAAAAUAAAUCUUUUCCUAUGAA